Messenger RNA from Malassezia pachydermatis, 657 nucleotides. Its product is annotated as universal stress protein. The transcript has 2 exons. The record is from RefSeq and is a predicted model, not a curated record. NCBI's taxonomy places the organism in Eukaryota, Fungi, Basidiomycota, Malasseziomycetes, Malasseziales, Malasseziaceae. The coding region runs from base 1 to 657 and encodes 218 amino acids.
AUGUCGAGUGACAACACGCAACAACAAGGCUUCUUCGGUGUGGAGCACCAGACCUCGGGCUCGGGCACCAUUACCCCGGGCGCUCCGGUGACGGAGAUCUCCCAGACGCCGGCACUCGAGGCCGGUAACCCCUUCGACAAGAUGUCCAUUCCGCAAGAGGCCCGCAACCAGCACAUUGUGGGUCAUACCGGUGAAAAGGUGGGCGAUAAAAAGUACAAGAUCUUGCUUGCCAUGGACGGCACGGAGGCCAGUGACCUUGCCUUCAAGUACGUGAUGGAGAAGAAGGUGUUCAACCCUGAGAGCCACAUCUUCUUGACCACUGUUCUCCCGGCGAACGUUCUUGGUGGCCCGUGGGUGUCUGGCCCGCUCUCGAUCGAUGCCCGCAAGCAGAACGAGCUGCUUAAGCAGCUGCGUCAGCAGGCGGUGGAGCGUAUGAACCCGUACCGCAAGGAUCUCCAGAAACAGGGCUUCUCGGUGACGAUGCACGUUCUCCACGGUGACGUUCGUGCCUCGCUCCUGAAGGUGUGUGACUUCCACAAGGUCGACAUUAUUGUGGUCGGCAAGCGCAACCUGGGCUGGAAGCGUGCUCUGAGCAGCGGUACCAUCUCGUCGUACCUCGUCAACCACUCGCCGGUGCCUGUGCACGUUGUGAAGUAA